CUGCUAGUAGUCAGUGACCAGCGCUUCUUACAAUCAGCUAUAUAAGUGCUCGGAAAACUUCUUAUCGGCAGUCAGUUCUCGAACGUUAGCAAAACUCAGCAGUCGUCGUGAUAGUGCACCCAACAGUAAUCACACAAAAAUGGCAUCGUACAAAGCUAUUAUUCUGCUGGCAGUAGUUGCUUUGCUCGCUCUUGUGUCCGCCAUUCCUGCACCACAGCAACCAGCGGCGCGGCAACCCAUCGAACCCCGUCCGGCCGGUGCGGCACCCGCUCCCGCAGAUGAUCUAGAAUCGGCAUCCGAGGAUCAGGAUCUGAAAGGAGCCAGCUCCUACGGCUAUGGAUACUACGGCUACCCAGGAUACGGAUAUGGUUUCGGAGGAUACCCAUAUGGAUACGCAUACGGUUACGGUAGUCGCUACCCAUACUACCGAUAUGGAGGACUGUACGGUGGAUAUUGGUACUAAACUCACAGAAAGUCGCUCGUAACCACAAGUAUCGUCUCAUACGUGCGCCAUACGUUACCGGUUUUGUCUCCCAUUUCUUCCAUCCCAUACUUGACUCAGUGCUAUUUGUUACCUGUUCAUACAAACAGAGAAAAGUGAUCUUAUAUGAGGUAGUCCGGUGGAUUUUACUCAAGCAGAAAAUCGAUGAAAACUUAGUCGAUGAUAAUCUCUUUCAACGCAUUAGGUUUCUAAAAAGUAUAAAAAAAAUGCCAAAUUUAGAAAAACGACAAAAAAGCUGUUGUAUAUAUAUUCUGUUUUUCAUAUAAAAAAAGCGUAACUUGAA
This is a messenger RNA of Malaya genurostris, 785 nucleotides long. Its product is annotated as scale keratin-like. The record is from RefSeq and is a predicted model, not a curated record. NCBI's taxonomy places the organism in Eukaryota, Metazoa, Arthropoda, Insecta, Diptera, Culicidae. The transcript has 3 exons. Bases 140 to 463 code for a protein of 107 amino acids.